Messenger RNA from Pieris macdunnoughi, 729 nucleotides. The record is from the annotation of a GenBank genome assembly. Lineage: Eukaryota; Metazoa; Arthropoda; Insecta; Lepidoptera; Pieridae.
AUGAAAAGUAAAGUAAAACUGAUAACUUUUGAUGCUACAAAUACUUUACUAAAAUUAUGUGUAUCACCAUGGAAAUUCUAUGCAAAUGUAGCAGAAAAAUAUGGCUAUCAAAUACAUGAAGAUGAAAUUAAGAAACAGUUCCUAUACACUUAUGAAAUGUUGACGAAAAGGCACCCUAAUUUUGGAAAAGAAUCUAUAUUGUGGGAAAAUUGGUGGAGAGAAAUUGUUCAAGGAACUUUUGCAGAGAAGAUAAAGGAUAAUGAGCAUAUUAAAUGUAUUGGUAAUAAACUUAUACAAGACUAUAAGUCACCAAAAUGCUGGUGUCCUGCAGAUGGUGCCAUUGAAAUUUUAGAACAUGUAAAGUCACAAUGUUGUGAUAUAGGGAUUGUGUCUAAUUUUGACCCACGUCUUCAUGAGAUAUUACAGAAUUUGAAUUUGAGUUCAUAUUUCAAGUUUAUUCUGACCUCAUACGAAAUUGGUUAUAGCAAACCUGAUAUAAAAAUUUUUGAAUCAGCUAUUGAACAUAGUAAAUUAAAUCUAUUUACAGUUGAAUGCUUACAUAUUGGAGAUGAUUACAAGAAAGAUUAUCUUGGGGCUAAAAAAGCUGGAUGGCAAGCUAUCCUUGUUACAAACAACAUUAGUGGCCUAGGUGAUAUAAACCCGUUGCACUAUUUCAAAAAUUUACAUGAAUUGAAAACGGCAAUAGAAUUUCAGAACAAAUUUAGUUAA